Aspergillus pseudonomiae is the source of this 1322-nucleotide messenger RNA. RefSeq lists its product as uncharacterized. The transcript has 2 exons. The record is from RefSeq and is a predicted model, not a curated record. The coding region runs from base 305 to 1213 and encodes 302 amino acids. Lineage: Eukaryota; Fungi; Ascomycota; Eurotiomycetes; Eurotiales; Aspergillaceae.
UAUACUCACAUUUCCCCUCCACAUCGCAUCAUUUACAGAGAUGUAAUCGUGCACAUUUGUCACGGCAACCAUUCACCCUUACUAGGGCUGAAAUUACCCUGUUGCUGGGACCUUGUAUAGCAACAGGAUCUUUUGUUGUGUUUCUAGUAUGCUUCAUGGAAGCCACCUGUGUUUACUUGCUCUGCUUUCACCCAUGCUCAAUGCAUACUGAUUUAUUAAUUCUAAAUACACACCAAUAUUUUUCCUUGGCAACUGCAUCCUUUUCAGUUUCUCUAUCCUUAACGCUCCUUGUCAAUCAACAGCCAUGGCAUCCUCUUGGCUUCCAUCUCCUUGGAAAAGUCGACGAGAAAGAAGAGCCGACCCUGAAAGGACAGUCGACGAACUGGUGCAAAAAUACUACAGGACUAAUCAACCAAGCACCAAUGAUAUUCUCCGUGAAAUUCUCGGGAGCCCGGAACAGGCAUCGCUUCUCUUCAGCGCGCUUCGACGCCAGGUCUCUCUGAUUAAAUGCCGCUCACAGUCUUUCGAGGACGGCCAGAUAACCACCUACGACCGGGCCCUACUGGAGCUCAGCAGAAAUGGGGAGAAUUUGACUGAAACCGGUGCACUUGAGCUUUAUCUAACUGAAUUUAUCGGGAUUGUCCCUAUCUCGCCCACCUCUCAGAGUAGAGCUAUUCUAGCUAAACAGCUCGAGCUGGAAAGCGUACUAAACAGAGCUUCCGCCCUUGGUACCACGCCGGAGACAGUUAUCGAUCGUAAGGAGCAGCCUGAGACGUUGUUUGUUGACCAGGCGCCUGUCAAACCUGAAUAUGAAUACGGAGAUCAAGACGAUCAUUAUUGCGUGGAACAGACCGGUUUGAAGAUCAGUUCAACUGGACACGCACAGCAAGUUUUCGACCGCAUGGAUAGGCUUUUGGAAGUUUACCACCGCGCCAAGGAUGAGUACUACAACGCUUUGCAAACAGAGGGGUUUGUUAGCCUCGACACAGUUCGUUUUCUUCGAGACACGGCAGAAAAUGUUCUUCGUUAUCUUCACGCAAACGGACUGUCAGACCAUACUUCUGUACCGGAUGUGGAGCAGGUCUUCCUGAUUGCCAGGGAUAAGGCGACACAGCUUACGGGUGGUCGAAAGAGGCAUUUCGAUGAAGGUAUCGAGAGAUAUAGUCGUAGGAGGAAGCGGCGGGCCCUCGACUCAUACCGCCCUAGGAAAUGACCCUCAGGCCGUGUGUGUUUUCUAUUCUCUUGGGGGUGGAUACAUUUGCACACUAUCUUAACAUGGGCUGGUUUGAUUGCUGGGAGUUUAGGUGCGCUCUGAUCUGUUU